This is a messenger RNA of Osmerus eperlanus (European smelt), 2440 nucleotides long. Its product is annotated as inactive rhomboid protein 1-like. Lineage: Eukaryota; Metazoa; Chordata; Actinopteri; Osmeriformes; Osmeridae. The transcript is spliced from 14 exons. Gene Ontology annotation, molecular function: serine-type endopeptidase activity. The record is from RefSeq and is a predicted model, not a curated record. Gene Ontology annotation, biological process: regulation of epidermal growth factor receptor signaling pathway; regulation of protein secretion. Gene Ontology annotation, cellular component: endoplasmic reticulum membrane. The coding region runs from base 81 to 1931 and encodes 616 amino acids.
UGUGUGUGUGUGUGUGUGUAUGUAUGUAGGGCCGCACGGUGCAUGCUGCCCCUGCCAGGCGUGGCCGUAGGCGGAGCUUCAUGCCAGCCAGCUUCCUGGAUGAAGACAUGGUGGACUUCCCUGAUGAGCUGGACACCUCCUUCUUUGCCAGGGAUGGUGUGGCGCAUGAUGAACUGUCCACCUACGCAGACGAGGUGUUUGAGUCGCCGUCCGAGGCGGCCAUCAAGGAGGCGGAGUCUGGCCUGCCUCUGGAGGAGGGGGAGCUGACGGGCAGCGCUCUGGACAAGACCGAGCUGGAGAGGAGCCACCUGAUGCUCCCCCUGGAGCGAGGCUGGCGUAAGGACAGGGACGGCCCCCUGCAGAUUCCCAAGGUGCGCUUGCGCCAGGAAGUGGUCAGCAUCAACGGGCAGCCCCGGCGGGGCCAACGCAUCACUGUGCCCGUCCAGAAGCUGUUCGCUCGGGAGAAACGCCCAUACGGCCUGGGCAUGGUGGGCAAGCUCACCAACCGGACGUACCGCAAGCGCAUCGACAGCUUUGUCCAGCAGCAGAUAGAAGACAUGGAUGACCACAGGCCGUUCUUCACCUACUGGAUCACGUUCGUCCACCUGCUCAUCACCAUCCUGGCCGUGGCUAUUUACGGCAUCGCCCCGGUGGGCUUCUCCCAGCAUGAGACUGUCGACUCGGUCUUGCGAAAUAAAGGGGUGUACGAAAACGUCAAGUUUGUGCAACAAGAGAACUUCUGGGUGGGCCCGAGUUCUGAGGCACUGAUCCACCUGGGGGCCAAGUUCUCCCCCUGCAUGCGUCAGGACAAGGAGGUGCACGAGCUUAUCCAGGAGAAGAGAGGGAGAGAGAGGGAGUCCGCCUGCUGCGUCCGAAACGACCGCUCCGGCUGCGUCCAAACCUCGCAGGACGAGUGCUCGACCACCCUGGCAGUGUGGGUGAAGUGGCCUCAGCACCCCAGCGCCCCGCUGCAUGAUGGGAAACUGCGCCAGCAUGGCUCCGUCUGUCACCAGGACCCCAGGAUCUGUUUGGAGCCCGCCUCUGUGUCUCCUCACGAGUGGCCUGAUGACAUCACCAAGUGGCCAGUAUGUACCAGAUACAACCCUGCCAAUCACACCAACCUCCCCCAUGUGGACUGUGCCAUCACAGGCAGACCCUGCUGCAUCGGCACCAAGGGAAGGUGUGAGAUCACCUCCAGAGAGUACUGUGACUUCAUGAAGGGCUACUUUCACGAGGAGGCCACUCUCUGCUCACAGGUGGCCUGUAUGGAUGAUGUGUGUGGGCUACUGCCUUUCCUCAACCCAGAGAUCCCUGACCAGUUCUACCGCCUCUGGCUGUCCCUCUUCCUCCACGCUGGGAUCCUGCACUGCCUGGUGUCGGUGCUGUUCCAGAUGACGGUGCUGAGGGACCUGGAGAAGCUGGCCGGCUGGCUCCGGAUCUCCAUCAUCUAUAUCCUGUCUGGCAUCACCGGCAACCUGGCCAGCGCCAUCUUCCUGCCCUACCGGGCAGAGGUGGGUCCUGCGGGGUCCCAGUUCGGGACGCUGGCCUGCCUGUUCGUGGAGCUGUUCCAGAGCUGGCAGAUCCUGGAGCGCCCGUGGCGGGCCUUCGCCAAGCUGCUGGGCAUCGCCCUCUUCCUGUUCUCCUUCGGCCUGCUGCCCUGGAUCGACAACUUCGCCCACAUCUGCGGCUUCAUCUCUGGGUUCUUCCUCUCCUUCGCCUUCCUCCCCUACAUCAGUUUUGGCCAGUCGGACAUGUACCGUAAGCGUGGUCAGAUCUGCGUGUUCCUGGUGGUGUUCCUGGGCCUGAUGUCAGCCCUGGCCGUGCUCUUCUACGUCUACCCGGUCAAGUGUGACUGGUGCGAGUACCUCACCUGCAUCCCCAUCACAGACAAGUUCUGUGACAAGUAUGACCUCAACGCCCACCUACACUGACCAUGCCUCUCCUCGAAACGGAUGGAUGGAGAUGAAUGGAGGGAUGGAUGGAGAUGAAUGGAUGGAGAUGAAUUGAUGGAUGGAUGGAGAUGAAUGGAUGGAUGGAUAUGGAUGGAUGGAGAUGAAUUGAUGGAUGGAUGGAGAUGAAUGGAUGGAUGGAUGAAUGGAUGAAUGCAUGGAUGGAUGGAUGAAUGCAUGGAUGAAUGGAUGGAUGGAUAUGGAUGGAUGGAGAUGAAUGGAUGGAUGGAGAUGAAUGGAUGGAUGAAUGCAUGGAUGAAUGGAUGGAUAUGGACGGAUGGAGAUGGAUGGAUGCAUGGAUGAAUGACUGCUUUGGCCAGUGCCCACCUCCUCUGAAGAGGCCUUCCGGAGUGUGGAGCCCUAAUGAACAGCUGUCCCACCAGCUGUAACCCUGGACCCUGGGGCAGGUCUGGUUUUUCCUUCUGGACUGUUGGUACUGGUGCACUGUGGGUGCCUGUCACGGGCUGGUACAAUAAAACAUGUGUGUUCGA